UGGGGAUUUUAUCGGGGAAAAUUCCAGACGUUGAACUAAAUCAUGAUCUUAAUUUAUAUUAUUACGGACUCAUUAGCAUAUUAAUUUAUUAAGUAAUUAAUUUAGAACAUAUAAUGGAGUAUAAAAAAUCUAUAAUAGUUAAUUUACUACUUAUAUUUUGCGGAGAUACUUUAGCUAAAUGUGAUGACAGUUCGACAACGGUAAAUGGAAUAAAGGCUAAAUGCAAAAAUGAAUUGAUAUUAGAAGAAAAUUUUAAUCGGAUUGCAGUCGAUGAUUAUUAUGCUGAAGAAGAUAAUUAUGUAUAUUUAAAUUCUUCAUUAUGGAAAAAAGAAAUUAAAAUUCCCUUAGAUCCGGAUUAUGAAUUUUGUGUUUAUCAUAAAUUGGAAAAAGGAUUGAGAGUUGAAAAUGGUUUUCUAAAAAUAAUACCGAGUCUAUUGGAAGAUUCUUAUGGAGAAAAUAUAACAUACUUUGGAAGACUUCAACUUUCAGAUUGCACAGGAAUAUUACCCGGAGAAUGUAGUCGUCAGGCAACAGGAUUUCAUAUUUUGCCACCAGUUUUGUCAAGACGAUUGACUACUAAAGAUAGUUUUUCAUUUCGAUAUGGGAAAAUAGAAAUACGGGCAAAGUUUCCUGAAGGAGAUUGGAUUUAUCCUGAAAUGUGGCUUGCUCCAAAGUAUACAACCAGUGGAAUUGGAUAUGCAAGUGGGCGUAUUAUUUUAGGAAUGGCUCGAGGCAAUGAAGGAUUGAUUAAAAAUGAUGGUUCUUUGGAAGACUACAGUUCGAAUAUUCUUGAAUUCGGACUAAGAACAGGUCCACUGGGGACAUCGGGAAACGUAACUGAGGAAAAAGUAACAAAGAGAAGUAACUCUGGACCAUGGACUCGUGGUUUUCAUACCUAUACAACUAUUUGGAACCCCGAUGGUUUUAUUUUUAAAGUUGAUGGAGAAGUUGUCGGACAACUACGUAGUUCUCGACAAUCUGAAGAUCAAAAUCGCAUGGCGCCGUACGAUUUAGAAUUUUAUUUGAUGUUAGGUGUCGGUGUAGGUGGUGUAAGAGUAUUUCCAGAUGGAACACGCACCGGUAAUUAUGAGAAGCCUUGGAAAAACGUCGGCGCCAAGGCAAUGCUCCGUUUUUGGCAAGCCAAGGAUCAGUGGCUGCCAAGCUGGAAGCGCGAAAACGCUCGGAAAACAGCUUUCGAGGUCGACUACAUUAAAGUUUGGUCAGUGUGAGUAAAGUCAGUGAAUCUCUCGAGAGAUCCAAGACAAUACAUAUAAUACAGCAUAUAAUAUAAAAGUGAGAGGUGCAGACGUCUCAAUCUUGCUGAUGAAUCUCUUUAAAUUUGCACGGCUCCUUGGUUUAUUGGUAUUGGUAACAAAGAUGUUCAUGUAUAUAUAUUUUAUUUGGGUACUAAUUCAAUGAUGGAAAACCGGUUGUAACCAAGGUGGUGGUUCCGUUAUGAGUUAUUGUUUUUCGAGGAUCGAACCCAAUCUCAAACUUGAUCAGUUGCCAAAUAUUCUCAUGAGAACAACAUUUAAAAAACCACUCAACUAAAUUUAAUGUGUUGUAUUAUAAUUAUUAGCUCUCUGUUGUUUAUUUCUCUUUAUUUAAAAUGACAAUAAAAUAUUAUUAUUUUAUGCCUUGGUGAUUUUAUACAUUCCCGUCAAUUUAAAGUGAUUGACAGAUCGUGAAGAGUGUUCAAACUCAACAGUCUUUAUUAGUUUCUCUGACUCUGCGUUCUUUGCAAUACAACUCUCGCUGUCGUCUCUGUUAUUAUUUACUCCUUACUCGAACAUACAUUUUUAUAAUCAUGAAAAAUAAUAUUAUUCUAUUAAAUCUCUUUGUACUUUUAGUAAUGAAUAAUAUCAAUGGACAAAAUACUUCAUCUGUCGUUGGUAAUGAUUAUGUUCUCCGUAGCUGUAUAUCAAGUGUUGAGUUGAUAAGAAAUCAUCGGAAGACAGCACCACGUAUUGAUACUAUUCAAAAUAUAGAGGGAAAAAGCAAAAAGAAUAGUCCGGAAGAAACAAAUGUCAAUAGAGUAAUUAAUAAUAGACAAUUAAAUUCUAAUGCCCGUGCUGAGAAAGACCGUAAUAAUUAUUUACGAGGGAGAAUCACAUCAGAUAGUCCUGUAAAGACUGUUAAUAUUAUGAGACAAAGAAAAUCUGAACCCCUGGUAUUCAGAAGAAAAAAUGGAUUUCC
Molecule: messenger RNA, 2196 nt
Organism: Microplitis demolitor
Lineage: Eukaryota; Metazoa; Arthropoda; Insecta; Hymenoptera; Braconidae
Product: beta-1,3-glucan-binding protein
Exons: 7
Coding region: 114-1229 (371 amino acids)
Biological process (GO): carbohydrate metabolic process
Molecular function (GO): hydrolase activity, hydrolyzing O-glycosyl compounds
Source: RefSeq, a predicted model, not a curated record